This is a messenger RNA of Gambusia affinis (western mosquitofish), 1272 nucleotides long. RefSeq names its product deleted in primary ciliary dyskinesia homolog (mouse) (gene dpcd). The transcript has 6 exons. Bases 47 to 655 code for a protein of 202 amino acids. NCBI's taxonomy places the organism in Eukaryota, Metazoa, Chordata, Actinopteri, Cyprinodontiformes, Poeciliidae. The record is from RefSeq and is a predicted model, not a curated record.
GUUGCUGGGGUUACAAGUUGAAUACGGAAGUGGCCCUCAUGGAAACAUGGCCGUGCAAAACUGGAUCGAUGUCCUGAAAUCUUCGCAGAAAACGGCCUUGAUACAGGACGGGAAAAGGAAGAUCCAUUACCUCUUCACAGAUGGAAAAGAAAUGGCUGAAGAGUACGACUUGAAAACAGAUGAACUCAUCUCUAGAAAGUGGCGGCAGAAAAGCACGCUGGGAGUUCAGGGUGUUUGGCAGGUAGAAGUCGGGGAGCCAGUAAACGUACCUGCAGCUCUCAAAUCUGAUGUCAUUAAAGAAAACUGCUCCAAUCCAGUGUUUAUGCGCAAAGACACAAAGACCAACUUUCAGUGGCGAAUCCGUAACCUUCCCUAUGCCAAGGACGUCUUCAGUGUUUCCAUGGAGCCCUCUGAGAGAUGCAUCAUCAUAAAGACCACAAAUAAAAAGUAUUACAAGAAGUUUAGUGUUCCUGAUCUGGAUCGAAGCCAGCUGCCGCUUGAUGGCUCUGCACUCAGUUACACACAUGCCAACAACACUUUAAUAGUCAGUUACCAGAAACCCAAAGAGAUUUUAACCCUGGAGCAGGAGCUGUUGAAGGAACUGAAGAAACUGAAGGGGACCGGUGAAGGGGACGUCGACUGUACAACCCAGUGAAUUCUGAGUAUGAUGAAAAGAAAAUGAUAGAGGGCUGCAUUUCAGGCAGCUCGUCAGAUUGUCAUAUCCCUCCUUACUCGCAAGCUUGUUUUUAACAUUUUGUUUGGAUCCUCAGUGCCUUGUCUCUGGGCUUGUGCUUUCAGUUUUGAUGGUUAAUUAUUCCAUCUGAGGUAGACGGUAUUAAUAAUAAUAAUAAUAAUAAAAAAAAAAACAACAACACACAGACAUGCAUUUUCUAAAACCUUGAUUUAAGAACUUUGCAAGUUCAUUUAUUUUCUCAGUUCCAUAAAGAUGUAUUUGCUGUUUUACUGCACUUCAUUUGAAGGUGUUUUCUUUUUUCCGGCGGGGGGCGGUAGGAGGGUCACAUAACCUACCGCUCCGCUUUCACUGAUGUCCUUGUAAAACACUCCGGACACACAAUGCUUUAUGCUUGUUCGUUCAGAGGUCACGGUUACGACGACGUCUCAUUUGUGUUAAAUGAAUCCCCUCAUGUUGUUUGCACGCUGUUGGCCACCCUGAAAGCAAGCUUGUUUCACCGUUCUCUGUUAAAAACACACGUCGGUUGAGAUGCUGCAAAAAACUGUAAACAAAAAUAAAUUCAAAUCGGUGAAAUUAUA